CAGAGAUGAGAACAUGAACGUGGUGACGACAUAUUCCUGGGACAGGGACAUGAAUUUGUCAAGUGUGUUUUCAUAAGCUAUAUUUAUAUUUGAUCAUACUUUGAUGAAUUGAGGAACUGUCUGACACCAACAUGUCUCUGCUCAGAGCCAUCAGAUACAACACUCAAACGGUGUGUAGAAAUGUAAUCGCGCGGUCUUGGUCGAGUCUGACCGAUGGAGAGGAGCGAAUCACACAGGUGCUGAAGGAGAAGUUUCCUCACGCUUCGGCGCUCAAGGUUGUGGAUAUAUCAGGAGGCUGUGGUGCAAUGUACGAAAUACACAUCGAGUCUGACGAGUUUAGAGGAAAGAGAACAGUGCAACAGCAUCAGUUAGUCAAUCAGGCUCUUAAAGACGAGAUCAAAGCCAUGCACGGUCUCCGCAUAUUCACCGAUGUUCCUAGAAAGUAGGAUAUUCUCAGCGUCAUUCUCACAUCUGCCUACUCACUACAAUAAUGUAUCGCACGCAUCUGUCUGUCUCCUUUUGAGCAAAGUUAUCACAGUGGCAGGGAAAGAUAGAUUUUAUGAAUAAAAGCUGUAUAGUUACAAGGUAAGGUUCACGAACGCUGUAAACGCACAAAAUAAAAGAAUGUAAUGUUGUUUUUGCCUAUAAAUGAGAGUGUGCAAGAAGAAAAAAGGUGUGUGGAUUGUUUUAAUCUUCAGUUCAUUGUUUGCAUUGUGUACAAUUGCACUUGAAGUAGAUUUGUAAGUUAUGUUUGUUUUGUUGUUCUGUCAUUAGGUCUGUUGAUACAUUAAAUGAUGUCACUUCCCUUUCCCUGGCAAACUUGUCACACUAGAUUGAUUGUAUUCAGGGACAAGCAAACCAAUUAUUUAAUUGAUUCACUGCUUGUACUUUUUAAAUGACCAAAUCCGUAGGUUCUACAUAAACCAUUUUCACCACUA
Megalobrama amblycephala (Wuchang bream) is the source of this 938-nucleotide messenger RNA. It is a transcript of the gene bola3, whose product is annotated as bolA family member 3. The coding region runs from base 132 to 446 and encodes 104 amino acids. The transcript has 4 exons. Lineage: Eukaryota; Metazoa; Chordata; Actinopteri; Cypriniformes; Xenocyprididae. The record is from RefSeq and is a predicted model, not a curated record.